GCCAGUGAUGAUGUGUGUUCUUUCCACAGCCAGCCCAUUCGCUGUACUAUCACAGCCUUACCUCUUGCUGUUAGGAGUAUGAGCCUGCCAGGUGUUAUCACCCAGCAACCCAUUAUGGAACAUCGCCCACUGAUCGGAACAGGCUCAUGGAGCUCAGGAAUCUGUGACCUGGCUGGCAACAUACCUGUCUGUAUCCUAGGUGCUUUGUGCCCCCAGAUUCUGGGCUGUCAUUUGGCCCACAUUUAUGGAGAGAAUUGCUGCCUGCCACUGGUUCCGGGGAGUCUGAUUGCUCUGAGAACUCACAUGAGACUUUCCUACAAUAUUGAGGGAACAAUUUGUGAUGAUGCCAUAAUGUUGAUGUGCUGUGGUCCAUGUGAGCUUUGUCGAAUGACUCGUGAACUGCGUACCCGCAGUGGGUAGUGCUGAUGCUGCAGAGAGGGCCCAGGUCUCCUUGCAGAGAUCAGCAUACAUUCAGACACAGACUCAUGCAAAGAUGUGGAUCAAUUUAUAUCCUAAUAAAGAUGAUGCAGAGCUGA
Messenger RNA from Rhincodon typus (whale shark), 536 nucleotides. Its product is annotated as cornifelin homolog A-like. The record is from RefSeq and is a predicted model, not a curated record. Bases 79 to 420 code for a protein of 113 amino acids. Lineage: Eukaryota; Metazoa; Chordata; Chondrichthyes; Orectolobiformes; Rhincodontidae. Gene Ontology annotation, cellular component: cornified envelope. The transcript is spliced from 4 exons.